AGGAUUUACGGUCGAUGUCCGAGAAAUCGAACAAGGAACGGAAGUGCAGCAUGAGAGAGAAGAGACAUGUUUCGUGUAUGAAGUUAGUUCGGCUCAUGUUCAGUUAUAUUCCCUUUAACGGAAGACAUUAAUCGGCAAAGCAUCCUCCUCUGCGAUACCCGGAUAUCAGACUGUCCUCCCGGACUAACCCGUCACUUUCUCUGCGAGCAGGAACAACUCAGCCAGGAUGGAUCCAGCUCUACUGAGGGAGCGGGAGCAGUUCAAGAAAAGAGCUCUGUCCAAUCCGGCUGUAGAGAAGAGACAGGCUGCCUCCGACUCGCACAAGAGGAAGAAGCCCAAAGUUGAGAAGGAGGGCUCCUCCGGGACCAAACACGGCGCUGAGUCUAGUAAUGGCAGCUUUAACAUCAAGACGAGCUCUGGGUACAAGUUUGGCUGCCUUGCCAAGAUAGUCAAUUACAUGAAGACGAGGCAUCAGAAUGGCGACACGCACUGCCUGACCCUGGAGGAGAUUCUCGACGAGACCAAACUUCUCGACAUCGGCAUGAAACAAAAGCAUUGGCUCAUGACUGAGGCCUUGGUCAACAAUCCCAAAAUCGACGUGCGCGACGGGACGUACGGAUUCAAGCCCAAGUACAACCUGAAGGACAAGAAGGCCUUACUGAGGCUGCUGGACAAACACGACCAGCUGGGCCUCGGAGGGGUGCUGCUGGACGACGUGGAGGAGGGGCUGCCCAAUUCAGCCAAGGCCAUCAAGGCUUUGGGCGAUCAGAUCAUCUUUGUGACAAAACCAGAUAAGAAGAAGAUCCUCUUCUACAACGACAAGCAUUGCCAGUUCACAGUGGACGAAGAGUUCCAGAAACUAUGGAGGAGUGUUCCAGUGGAUUCCAUCGACGAAGAGAAGAUCGACGAGUACCUGAAGAAACAAGGCAUCUCCUCCAUGCAAGAAACCGGACCAAAGAAAGUGUUGCCGGUUCAGAAGCGGAAGAACAAAGGCGGGCAGAGGAAGAGACACUUCAAGACCCACAACAACCAUCUGGCCGGCGUCCUGGAGGACUAUUCGGAAGGCGUUCCAGCAAAGAAGUGAGGCGGAGCCCCCGACCACCCGCCAGCUCACAGGAGAUUUUCAUGGCAGGCUGUUAGGGUCGUUUUCCUUUCUCAGCGCCCGGUGGCGGUGCUUUACAGAAGUGAACCCAAGCCGUGUUGUGCAAUCCUUUUUUUUUUAGUUUGUUUAUUGUGACAUUUAGAGGAGAUGAGUACCGAGACCAUUUAACCAAACCCACCAUCCUUACGAAGGGGGCGGACGGGGCGUGUCGCCACAACUGCAACCCCAGUUAAAAUUCAGAUGAGGUUUCUUCAUUUUAUUUAAUGCAAAGGUUUGUGUGGAAGCUUUUAUUUUGACGGGCUGCAGUCAUCUGGUGGAAGCCUCCUCUCGCUUUAAUGGCCGCCGCAGCAGAUGUGUCGCUCAAGUUGUGCAGCGCAUCACAUCAAGCUCUCUCGUCCAGUGGGAACCAUCCCGCUUCUGGUGGACUUUAAUUCACUUUGCAGAAGGUGUUUAAAAUAUUGCAACUUUUUUUGAACUUAUUUUAAUAAAUGACAGUGUUACAAGAUACGUCUUUGCUUGAUCGAGACGCACAUC
Molecule: messenger RNA, 1636 nt
Organism: Pungitius pungitius (ninespine stickleback)
Lineage: Eukaryota; Metazoa; Chordata; Actinopteri; Perciformes; Gasterosteidae
Gene: gtf2e2
Product: general transcription factor IIE, polypeptide 2, beta
Exons: 8
Coding region: 227-1084 (285 amino acids)
Biological process (GO): transcription initiation at RNA polymerase II promoter
Cellular component (GO): transcription factor TFIIE complex
Molecular function (GO): TFIIH-class transcription factor complex binding
Source: RefSeq, a predicted model, not a curated record